Messenger RNA from Syngnathus typhle (broad-nosed pipefish), 797 nucleotides. It is a transcript of the gene cfap418, whose product is annotated as cilia and flagella associated protein 418. Gene Ontology annotation, cellular component: cytosol. The transcript is spliced from 6 exons. Lineage: Eukaryota; Metazoa; Chordata; Actinopteri; Syngnathiformes; Syngnathidae. Bases 71 to 670 code for a protein of 199 amino acids. The record is from RefSeq and is a predicted model, not a curated record.
CGUUACUUAGCAACGGCAAAUGUUGUAAUGGCGAACUUGUUAGCUUUAAGGUAAUGGACAGACAGCCGCCAUGGACGACGACCUGGACGAGCUGUUGGACGAGGUGGAAAAGAAGUUCUGUCGCAACAUUUCCGUCAGCCCUGCGAGCUCCAAGGGCGGUAAAGACAGGGACGAGCGCCCGCGGAAUGUCGGAUGUGAACAGAAGAUAAACAGCAUCACGGAGGACAUUGAUGCUGCCUUGAAGGAAUUACAAGACGAAGACCAUAGUGAUGCGACCUGGGCUAAGACCGUGCCACCUCACAAAGGACACCUGGACGAGCAGAUUCAUUCUCAACCAGGAGGGAGAAAGUGCUGUCCCGUUUACCUAGGAGGGAGCGGGGUAGCGAAAGGAGUUGGAACGGCCGCUUCCAAGAGGUCAUGUGACCAGCUGAGGUGCACUUCCUGCGACUUCCGGGUGUUGACGUUUGACGACUGCGAGUGGGACUCGUCGUGCGAUUACCUCUUCCUCAGGAAUAACAUGCCUGAUCAUGGGAAGCUGGGAGCCAAGCUGAGAAAGAGGAAGGGCGUCCGGGCGUACGCUUGCCAGUGCAGCUGGUUCGCCGUGUCGGAGGCCACGGACGUGUCGAUGCAGCCGCAGCUCAGAUGGGCGUGCGCAAGACACCCGGCCUAAACCUAAAACAAUUUUUUGUUGUAUCCAAAAAUGGACCAGUUGAGACAAACUGAAUUGUUGCUGCUUCUCCAAAACAAUCACGUCAAUCAGAGUAGCUGAGACAAUUAAAUUUCAUAAAAUCAUUCCA